Trachymyrmex septentrionalis is the source of this 3862-nucleotide messenger RNA. RefSeq names its product tonsoku-like protein. The coding region runs from base 1 to 3801 and encodes 1266 amino acids. The transcript has 2 exons. Gene Ontology annotation, molecular function: protein binding. The record is from RefSeq and is a predicted model, not a curated record. NCBI's taxonomy places the organism in Eukaryota, Metazoa, Arthropoda, Insecta, Hymenoptera, Formicidae.
AUGAACAUCGAUAAGCUCAUUAAGAGAAAGCAACAUGCUAGACGUGACAACAAUCUUCGUCAAUUAGCUGAAAUCACGAAUACUUUAGGGGACAUGUACUUCGAGAACAAUCGGUUAAAGGAGGCUCUGCAGGAAUAUUCUGAACAGCUGAUUGUCUGUGAGCAAUUACAAGAUAAACUAAGCUGUGCGAUAGCACACAGAAUGAUCGGAGAGGUUUACGCGAAUUUGGAAGAUUACGAACAGGCCCUGAAACAUCAAAAUUUACAUCUGGAAGGUGCCAAAGACAUGAAGAACUCGAUAGAGGAGCAACGAGCAUUUGCUACUUUAGGUAGAACUUAUUUCUGUUUAGCUGAGAGCUUAAUCGGAAAAACUCAGAAACGAGAUGAAGCAUUGGCAAAUGCGAAGAUGGCUUAUGUGCAAAGUAUGGAGCUGUGUGACAAAUUAACAGCCACAGAGAUCAAAGUCGAAGAGAAGACGCUGAUGCGGGCGAGAUUGCUACUUAACUUAGGUUUAACGCUGGAAGCGCAGAAAGAGACGCAACAGGCGAUUAGUCUAAUCGAGCAAGCGACUGCAUUAUGUGUAUCUAAUAAUUUUCAGGAAGACCUGCAUCGAACGUGUAUUUCUUUAGCGACUAUAUACGAGCGGCAGAGCAAUCUUGAGCUGGCGUUAAGUUAUAUCGAAACUGCAGCCACUGUAAAUGACGGGCGCUUGAAAGCCGAAGCGGAAAUAAUAAAGGCUGAACUAUUUAUGCGAACUGGACAGUGGAUUAAAACACGUAAAGUAUUAGUUCCCCUAUAUACGAGUACUGGAUUGCCAAAAGACAUUAAUCAUCAGGUGGAAAAGUAUUUAAGAAUUAUUGUAACGAUUUGUCGAGCAGAAAACAGUCUUCUUGUCGAGACUGAUACUCGAACUAAGCAGAAGCUGUAUGAGACCUUAGGCGAUGCAGCAGUCGCCGCGCAAUGCUUCGACAAAGGUGCGGAAUAUUAUCGACAAAUGUUGACUUGCGCUGAGGAAACUGGUGAACAGAUAGGUAUUUCUUUAAUGAGCCUGGCUCAAACGCUCAAAGAUGCAAGACGUUACAAAGAAGCGUUGCCAUUCGCGCGAAGAGAAUUGGACCUUUGCACCAAUCCUCGAGAGAAAUACAGGUCGGCGUUAUUUCUAGCGGAUUUAUUAAUAACGGUGAAUGCCGCUGAUGUGGAAAUACGGGAAUGUUACACUUCAGCAUUGAGUGCAGCGAACGAAAGCGAUAACGUUAAGCUACAAAAGUUUGCCACAAGAGAAUUCGUCAGUUAUCUGGAAAGCGUAGGCCAGUUCGAUGAGGCAGAGGGUAUAAAGCAGAAAGUAGGAUUAAUGUUUUUAGAAGCACUGAGCGAUACAGAGAGUGAAGCGUCUGAGGAAAGCGAUAGAAUCGGUGCAGACAUUUGUCUGGAGGAUCUGUCUGAUCUAGAACCCGAAGAUAGUGUCACGAAGCCGGUUGGCACCAAAAGAAGAUCGAGGAGGGGAACGUCAACUGCAAUCAAGAGGAAUGAAAAGGGUGAAACGCAGCUCCACGUGGCAUGUAUCAACGGUGACAUCGGUGCCGUUGAGAGGCUCUUGUCAUCCGGUCAUUGCACAAAUGUCAGAGAUAACUAUGGAUGGUCCCCGCUUCACGAAGCUGCUAAUCACGGUUAUGUAGAUAUUGCGAAACUGCUUCUGAAGCACGGUGCUAAUGUUAAUGAUCCGGGCGGUACGUCCUGUAAAGGUGUAACGCCGCUUCACGACGCUGCAUGUUGCGGACACUUCUCGAUGAUGCACCUUUUGAUACAACACGGAGCAACCGUGACGCUCAAGACCCACGACGGCGAAACUGUGCUGGAUUGUUUGGAAGACUGGAGAGAUCGCGUGGAAGAUUUAAGUCCCAAACAUUUAGUUGAAUACGACGCGAUGUAUAAAGAACUUUCGGAUGUUAUUCCAUUGAAAAAGAAAAGGAAGAGAUCUAAUGAUGUUCGAACUUCGGACGAAGGGUCUACAUCGUCCGAGACAUACGAGAUUCGAAAAAUAUCUGCCGGUGAGGAUUAUAAGAGAACAAUAGCGAGCUUGCGGACCUUUAAUAAAACUAAUACUGUUAGUGCAUCUAAAGGCAAUAAUGAGGCAGUAACUAAGGCGAUUACGCCUUUAAUUAACGAAGAACAAGUUCUUGUCGAUGAUUGGCUUGAAGACGAUAUCAGAGAUGCAGCGAAGAAAAAAUCUACGAACAAUCACCCUAUCACAAUCAAACGAAAGUCUUCCGACGGAAAUCUGGAGAACACUACUAAAAAAUUGAGACUAAACGGUUCAUGUCAAAGUAAGAACGGUUUUAGUACAAGCGAAGGCAGCGAUGAUGAUUUCUCUGACAUUGUUGAAUUAUUUGAAGAACCUAAGAAACGUAAGAAAAAACGACAGAUAUCCUUGAUCUCAAGUGGAUUCACCAUGUCUCGCAGUCGUACACCGUCUCCAGUGGCUCAUUUGCAACCGUCUCCUGCAAUAAGUUCGAAACAGCACGACAAAGAGUACGUACAUUUACGUACGCUUGUCAAAGAUAAAGUGUUCAAUCUAAAAGCAGCAGUUUGCGAAGAUGAGCAAGAGUUCCUGACGUACAUUACAAGUACUACCGAACGCAUGUUCCACGAUGAAACCGGUUGUACAGUUAAAUUGUCGUUUCAAUCUAUAAAUGGGACUGUCGUGACGAAAGAGAGUAUUCUAAGAAUCACGAGAGAAAAUGCGAAUGAUAAAUUGGAGUGUGAAGUAAUCGAACUGCAGGUUCCAUCCAUCGUCGAGCGAUUCAAGACAACCUGUUGUACUCACAAUCUGACGCCCUGCGAAAUCGUGCUAAAGUGCCUGAAAUCCUGCGAGAAUACGUCAAUAUUUCGUGUAAAACCUGACGAUAUCAAUAAAGAAGUGCUUGUGCCAUUAUUAAAAACCUUAGAAUACGAAAAGAAUAUUAAACUAUUACAAUUGUCGGGCACUGUCUUGUUGACAGCGGGAAUACAUUUAUAUCAAUGUCUCUCGAAUAUGUCGUCUCUACAGGAGCUCUAUUUAAAAGGCUGUGAUAUUGACUUCGCCUGUUUACGCCAAGUAAACUCGUUGCCUUCUCAAUUAAGAGUCUUAGAUCUGAGUUAUAAUCCGUUGAGUUCUGAGAGCUGUGAGAUCCUGCGGAAGCUAAUCGCGCCCUUGAGAUACUUGCAAACUCUUAACUUACGUUACUGUAUGCUGGAAAACUUUUAUCUUCCACUUGACAAUCCCAAUCUAACAAGCUGCGAUAUUUCGUGGAAUAAACUAAAUCGCGAUGCAGCGACUUCUUUCUUGAGUAAGCAACUGUUUGAUUUGAAUUUGUCUAAUAUUCUGUCUUCCAACCGUUUCAUCUUAAGUCUGGAUACGAGUGUGGCCCUGGCGCCAAGCUUAGAGUCGCUGGAUCUUUCGUUAUGUGACGUAUCAGAUGCUGAUGUAAAGAUCAUCUUAACGCAAUUGCCUAGACUAUUAAAAUUAAUACUUCGUGGGAAUAUAAAUGUGUCUGUGUUCUCCAUAAACUUAUUGUUAAGUCGUCAGCCUACGUUAACUUAUAUUGAUGUCAGCGGUUGUAAAAAUGUUGUCAGUAAUCCAGAGGCAGGAUUAUUUAUACAAAAUCCUGAAGUUUGUACACUACUGGCUAGUAUAGAGCCAAAUUUAUGUGAUUCUUGGAUUAAAUUGUGGCGAGGCACUUCAACAUUUUAUCCUCAUCUUGACAAUAAAUUCCAAGGAAUGUACGAGUUCUCUCCUCAUUGCAGUACACCCUUACAUCUGUGAGUUGUAUGAUAAAUUUAUUAAAGUUACGACACGCCAGCUUUAUGCCUUCUACAAACGAUUC